UUCCCAUCAUGCUGGAUGGCCUUUAUAUUCUGUCUUUUACUGGUUCUGUCAGGAUCAGAUGAAGUGAUUGCGGUUUUUAAGAACACCAAGGACAAAGAGGCAUGUUUUAUAAUUACAUUGGGACGUUAAUUAGAGGUGGAAAUAUGGAGAAAAGAUGGACAGAAGGUGGGGAGAUGUGGUGAGAGAGAGAGAGAUAGCGAGAGAGAGAAAGAGAGAGAGAGAGAACUAGGAUUAGGUCUCUGCUCCAGGCUGGACUGGAUUACGGAGCGCAGUUUUCCGGUGCGCUCGCGGUGUGCGCUUUUCUCAACACGACCUCUUCCUGACCAGAAUCCCGGUGGAAACACAGAUUGACCCACAGGAGACGCAUCCCCCUCUGAUCCUGGACCUACUGUAGCUGGAUGGAAACAUGGCCGACGUGCCGCAGAUCGUCAAAAUCGGGAUUUCCCUGAAGAUGCUGCCCAACAACACGGCGGUUUACUUCAAGUCCGACGGCGCGCGGUUCGGACAGACGCGGACCAUCAAGCUGCUGACCGGGUCCAAGUACAAAAUCGAAGUGGUGGUUAAGCCGGGAGCGGUGGAGGCCACGUCGAUGAGCAUCGGUGGGGUGACCUUCCCUCUGGAGCAGCAGUCUAAAGACCCCCAGUCUGUGGUCUACAGCGGACAGUACGACACAGAGGGAGUAGCUCAUACCAAGAGUGGAGAGAGGCAGCCGGUGCAGAUCAACAUACAGUUCACAGAGGCCGGGACGUUUGAGACGGUGUGGCAGGUGAAAUACUACAACUACAACAAGAGGGACCACUGCCAGUGGGGCAACAGCUUCAACAGCAUCGAGUACGAAUGCAAACCCAACGACACGCGCACGCUGAUGUGGGUCAACAAGGAGAUGUUUGUGUGACGUCAGACUUCUGAAACGAUCCUUCAGGUUCUGCUUCCUCUGGCGGAACGUAAACACCUGCAGUCACGGUGAUUCGGUCUGUUUGUGGUGAAAAUACAAAAGCGAACGUGAAAAUGGAACGUAGCGUCCUCAUUUUGUUUUGAGAUGAAUAUUUUUUUCACGUACUGUUCGGUCGUCACCCUCCAGUGUGAUCAGAUUAAUGUGCAGUACUGUGUGUGAGUGUGUGUUUAUCUACACUGUAAAAAAAAAGAAGUUGUUUUUACGGUGAAAUUCCAGCAGCUACGAUAAAGAAACAUAUCGACAUUGUUGAUUUUAGGGUUAAAAAACCUGCUUCAUUCUGUAUUUUGCUGCAAAAAUAAAAGCUUUAACCUUUAAAAGUUUGAAAAUUUACAUUAAAAUACCAUAUAAAAUAACUUUUAAGUCAAACUUAUAAAUAUUACAGCAUUUUUCCAUCAUCAGCACAACAGUUAGUGCAUUUAACAUUAAAUAUGUGUAUUUUUUUUAGCAAAAAUUGCGGUUAAAGAGGUCAUAUAUAUUAAAGCAUAUGUCCAUUGUUAACACAAAAGUACAUCAAUCUAACCGGUACACACUGUAUUUUUUUUUACAUGAAAUAAAUAUAGAAAUUUUUGCUUGUUAUAAAUAUUGCAGCACAAUAAUGUUUACAUUUAAGUGGAACAAACUGGAUUCUUUUUGCGAAUUAAAUGCAAAAAUUAGUGUGUUAUCCAUAUUAAAUCAUUUUUUUCAUUUAAAACUGUGCAGGAGUCGGGAAAUGUAUUUUUUCAAGAGAAAAAAAAAUCUAAAAAACACUCUUUUCUUCAGUGUUAUAUAAACGGCAUCAAACUGUUUUAGAGUUUACAGAUUUUUACUGUAAAAUGUACAAACAUUUUUUACAGUGUGUGUGUGUGUGUGCUUUACUGAUGGUGCUUUGUUUAUCUGUGUGUGUGUGUUCAUUCUGAAGCUACAUGUGGAGAGUUUCAUUCCAAAAUCCAGUGUCUCCACCAAUUAAGUCCAAUCUCAAACUAUUACUGGCAUGAAGGUGAAGUUUGAUAUGAACACUCACCAGAAAUAUUAUUAAUUUGUACUAGAGAGCUCUUGACAUUUAGAUUUCAUUUGUUCCAAGCAGAAGUUUUUCUGUCUUUGACAUCUGAAACACAUUUGAAAAGCAUUUGCAUCCAUCAGUGGACUACCAGAAUAAAAGCAGCCUUAAAAGUAUGUCAAUUUUUCUACAGGAAAGCAGUCAGGUGGAAGAAAAUGUGUGCAUAAAUCAGCCUCAACAAUCGGCCCAAAUGAGUUGGGAAAUUGUGAUAUAAUCUAAAUAUUGUGCAUCCCUGACAAAAAUUGUUAUUCAAACAAGAGAAUUUAGUUUAUUCUAUAUCAUCCGCUCCCUCGUGUCGUGUUGUGGGAAACUUUCAAACAUUUUUUGGUGGAAAAAAAAAGAAAUGUUUAAAAAAUUCUUAAGAACAUUCACAAAAAAAUCAACCAAAAUCCAGUGAAAUUUUGGUAGAUUUUUUGUGAAUGUUCUUACAGAAAAUGUUAGAAGUUUCACUGAUAUAUCACUUUAGAUAUUUUUAGGAUUUUUUUGGUAAGAUUUUUACUCAUUUUUUUGAAAACAUUUACAAGAAUUUUCUUGCCAAAUUUGGGGGAUUUUGUGAAAUAAAGCUUUUAAGGGAAACUUUUAAAGAGUUAUCGGAAUUUUCUUCCUGAAAAUUUUGCUAAAUUUUCAGAAAUUUGAGGAUUUUUUUCUGAAUUUUUGGAUUUUUUUACUUUAUUAAGUCACUUUUAGGCACUUUUAGCCUGAAAAAAAGAAAACAUCCACCUUCUAAAUGGCCUGAAUCACAUUGCAGUGAUGUGGAAUCACUUUUAAAGAAAGAAAUGAGCUCAGAUUCAGUUCAGAUGUAAAAAGUUGGGAUUAAAAAAUAGCCACGGUUAUGGGGUGAAACCUUCCGUGUGGUCGUGUGGAUGUUUGGUAUUUGUGGUUGUGUUCAGUUUUAUGCAGUUCUGGAAGUAGAACUCCGGGUUUGGGUGAAGUCGUGUCCCUGUGUUAGCGUGUUCGUUCUGUCUACCUCUUCCAAAGGACUUAGCCAUGAAUAUCUGUGUUUAAGAACGGAAAUAAUACAAACUGUCUUUAAAUUCUUGUUAUUUUUUCUAUUUGUUGUGGUAAAUCAUAUUUUAAAGAAUAGUAUUUUUGUACAGUGAAUCAUCUGAAAAGUGUUUUUGAGAUUUGUAUUUUGGGUAGAAUUCAUUUUUAUUUAAAUACUGAAUUGACCUAUGCAAAGAAAAAUGACAACAAAAUGGUGCAAUAUAGUAGUUAAAUUUACAUUUCAUGUAAUUCUGACCUUUUUGUGAAAGUGUUGUUUCUAAUGUUAUUAAUAUUAAAACGAAAAAUAUUUUUGUGUGGCAAA
This is a messenger RNA of Acanthochromis polyacanthus (spiny chromis), 3297 nucleotides long. It is a transcript of the gene cnrip1b, whose product is annotated as cannabinoid receptor interacting protein 1b. Gene Ontology annotation, molecular function: type 1 cannabinoid receptor binding. Gene Ontology annotation, cellular component: plasma membrane. Gene Ontology annotation, biological process: negative regulation of signaling receptor activity. NCBI's taxonomy places the organism in Eukaryota, Metazoa, Chordata, Actinopteri, Pomacentridae. The record is from RefSeq and is a predicted model, not a curated record. The transcript is spliced from 3 exons. Bases 407 to 895 code for a protein of 162 amino acids.